ACAGAAUGGCAUCUUGUCUACACCUGCGGUUUCCUGCAUUAUCAGGAAGAUCAAGGCAGCUGGUGGAAUCAUUCUAACAGCCAGCCACUGCCCUGGAGGACCAGGGGGAGAGUUUGGAGUGAAGUUUAAUGUUGCCAAUGGAGAUAUUGGUGGAGGCUUCAGUGGGAGAUGGCUUCACUGGAGAUAUUGCGAUUGAUGAUCUGUCAUUUAUGGACUGCACCCUCUACCCUGGUAAUUUGUCAGCAGACCUCCCAACUCCACCAGAAACGUCAGUUCCUGUAACAUUACCUCCACACAACUGCACAGACAAUGAAUUUGUCUGCAGGUCUGAUGAUCACUGCAUCGAAAAAAUGCAGAAAUGUGAUUUUAAAUACGACUGCCCUGACAAAUCAGAUGAAGCAUCCUGUGGUAGGUGGAUUCUUAAAAUUUGUUUAAAUAUUGCCACAAAAUAG
Pan troglodytes (chimpanzee) is the source of this 452-nucleotide messenger RNA. Its product is annotated as MAM and LDL-receptor class A domain-containing protein 1-like. NCBI's taxonomy places the organism in Eukaryota, Metazoa, Chordata, Mammalia, Primates, Hominidae. The transcript is spliced from 3 exons. The record is from RefSeq and is a predicted model, not a curated record. Bases 129 to 452 code for a protein of 107 amino acids. Gene Ontology annotation, molecular function: protein binding.